AAUUUAAGCAGGUAGAAUAAUACGAUUUAAAAUAUAUCUCAAAAAUCUAUUUAUAUUUAAUUUCGUCUAAAUUUCGUUUCCAACAUUGCAGCCGACACGUCCGCAGUCUUUUACUAAAAAUGAUUCCCAAGCUGUUCCAGUGGUUGCUGGCAGGCGUGACAUUCAUUGUGUUGUGGAUUGCCCUGGUACUCGGCUAUAGAGAACAGGAUGGGACCAGCACCUCCACACCAACUGUGGUUCUGUUUCUUCCAUUAUAUGUGAUAAUUACUUUUGGGUUAUUUUCCGUGGCUGUGAUAGGAUACAGAGUUGCGACCUUUAAUGACUGCAUUGAGGCUGCUAAAGAAUUACAAACAGAAAUCGAGGAAGCAAAAGCAGAUUUAAAGUCAAAAGGAUUUAAGUUUGACUGAAUGCUUUCAGUACACAUUUACACUUUUGUAUAUAUAUAUAUAUAUAUAUAUAUAUGUCUGGAACUUGGCAGGUUUCAAAAUGAUUUCAAUGCAAUACCAGCAGAUAGACACUGAUAGCAAUUAAACUUGAUGUUUAGCAAUUAAACUUGAUGUUUUUAAGUCCAGUACUCGAGAUCUGUGCACAGGAUUAAGGAAUUAUUCAAGUCAUGCUCUUGGAUAACGGGGAUUAUUGCAUGUGUGUAAAGUGUCAUCCCAGAUUUGCUUAUCCAGUCUGCACAUGCUAAUCAGGGAGGACACUAUACACUUUCAUGGAUUUUUUUGUGUGUACAGGAAGUCUCUUCUCAGCGUGAAUCCUGUUUAGGCAGAAAGUGUCGUCCCUGAUAAGUCUGUGCAGACUCCCUAAUCUUGGAACACACUUUACAUACAUAUAUCAAGACUGUUUGUUUUCCCCAGAGCUUUAGACUUAAUUGUUAUUUAAAUGUUAAGUCAGGAUCUUUAUAAAAAGGGGGACAAGUUUUAAUGUGCAUUGUGAACUGCCUGGAUAAAUGUGUUAAAAGUACUUUGUAACCAAAACAUUUUUGACCGAUACUCGAGUGGACUGGUUUCUUAAUAAUUGUUAUUUUACAUGUUAUCAAGUGCUAUGUACAUUGUUUUAUCAUUCUGUUAAAAUGCCCUGUAUAUAUUAACUUGAAUGAAAUCCCAUAUACAUUUUCAUUCAUUUGAAUCAUUCAUUUACAGUUUUUCCAUAUACAAAUAUAUAUGUAUUCACAUGAUUUAGUUUUUAUGUUUAACUGUGUAACAGUUAACAUAAAGACCUCUAUGUCUGUGUUUGUUUAUUUUCAAGUUCAUGAGGUUCUUUCCGAGCCAGAGGCUACAUUCUGUGUAGACCUGGAGUGUGCCCCAGUACUCCUACCUAAUUAAAUAACUAGACUCACGAAAGUUGGUAGGAAUUUUAAAUUAUAGCUGCAAUGUACAGGUAUUUGGUUGUUACUGAAAGAUUGUUAAUUUUGGUGUGGUAUUGUGUUAUGGGGGGGAAACAGGAGUCCCGGAAGGAAACCUUAGCUGUCCGGUAUGGUCCAGUAUAGUGACCACCAUUCAAACUCACAUGCUAGCCACUUCUUCGUCUUAAUAGUAAAUAAAGCUCAUUGCAAUGCA
Dreissena polymorpha is the source of this 1562-nucleotide messenger RNA. Its product is annotated as dolichol-phosphate mannosyltransferase subunit 3-like. Gene Ontology annotation, cellular component: dolichol-phosphate-mannose synthase complex; endoplasmic reticulum membrane. The transcript is spliced from 5 exons. Gene Ontology annotation, biological process: GPI anchor biosynthetic process. The record is from RefSeq and is a predicted model, not a curated record. NCBI's taxonomy places the organism in Eukaryota, Metazoa, Mollusca, Bivalvia, Myida, Dreissenidae. Bases 120 to 407 code for a protein of 95 amino acids.